GGCCGGGCGCGAUGGCUCACGCCUGUAAUCCCAGCACUUUGGGAGGCCGAGGCGGGUGGAUCACGAGGUCAGGAGAUCGAGACCAUCCUGGCUAACACGGUGAAACCCUGUCUCUACUAAAAAUACAAAAAUUAGCCGGGCGUGGUGGUGGGCGCCUGUAAUCCCAGCUACUCGGGAGGCUGAGGCAGGAGAAUGGCGUGAACCCGGGAGGCGGAGCUUGCAGUGAGCCGAGAUCGCGCCACUGCACUCCAGCCUGGGCAACAGAGCGAGACUCCGUCUCAAAAAAAAAAAAAAAAAAAAAAAAGGUACUUCUCAAGCAACACAUUUGAUAUCAACAGUUUUUUCUGAGACAGUACUGACAUAGAAAUCCCCUCUAGUUCUUAGAACUAAAUCCAAGAAUCUUUGUGUUUCUCCUUCAUGACUUGAAGUGGCUUCUUUUCUAAUAAAUUUAGUUCCGUGUCCUGAAACCAGGGUGGGUACAGCUUCUCUAAAAUGGACGAAAAAAUCAAGUUACAUGACAGGGCCUGAAGAGGGAAAUGAUUUUUGCAACAUAACCAAAUUUAAAUCCUGCUUUGGCUGUUAAAAACCAGAAGGAGAAGAGGUAAAGAAAAAGCAAACGCAAGUGGAGACAGUUUGAGUGCUGGGUUCGUCAGGUUUUCAAUUUCUUUCUGCCUUGUUGGCUUUGACUUCAUUCUCUUUCUUAUUAGGUCUAUUCAAUGGAAGCAGAAAUCUAUGGGACACGCUGAUAUUAGCCAGGAAGCACCAUUUGUUGAAAAAUGAGGAUGAGAUAAAAGGGUUAGGUGCCUUUAGUUACUAAAUUCCACGGUUGGCAAAAGCUAUUCAUCCGUCGGUGACAACCACAGCUGUCGUGGCCUCCCUACGGCCAUGUUUUGUUGGACUCAGCCUUGAGAUCCUGGUUUGUGACGUCCCACUCUCCAUCGUAUACACCUAAGCACUCUUCGAUAGAACCCUGUGAGCUCCAGAACACACAAGAAAAGGCACCGACCAGAACUGUCCCAGAGCAGGCAUUAGUUUUUCUUCUGCUACCUAUCCAGACACUCAGACUAGGAACUCGGUGCCGUUUGCUGGGCUGUCGACACCAUGGACAGCUCUUUAGGCGCCACCUGGUUGGCUCGGCGAGCCGACCGUCCCGAGCCCUUCCUCCUCUCCCGUCAGGCCCGUGGGGGCGGCGGGGUUGGUCCUGACGCCCAGCUUGGGGAGCAGCAAUACGCAGCCCCCCAAGCUUUUCUCCGGAGUCCCUCCCCGGCGCUCACGCUCUGAAGAGCCCACGCAAAAGGACCAAGGAGGCCAGAUCUUCCCUCUCCCUGCACCCCCGGCGGUGGGAUCGCAGCUCUGCCUGGGGGCGGCCGCAGGAGGCAAAGGUAUCUGGAGACUGAGGCUGGGGCCACCCGCGGGUGCCAGGCCCAGCCGGUCGGCCCAGAGUGGGCGUGGUCUCCCUCCUGAUGUCCCGCCCCUUCUCUCGCGAGGGGCGGAUCUUCCGCCCCCGGCCGCGGCGCAAUGCGGAAGAGAUGGGCUUGCUGGAGCGGAAGUGACGCUCCCGGCGGCUGUGGCGGCGGCUGCGGGAGAAGGAGGAGGAGGAGCCGGAGGAAGAGGGCUGCCUCCGAAGAAAGGAGAAUGGCGUUCAGUAAAGGAUUCCGGAUCUAUCACAAAUUGGAUCCCCCACCUUUCAGCCUCAUAGUGGAAACUAGGCAUAAGGAAGAAUGUCUCAUGUUCGAGUCUGGGGCUGUCGCUGUGCUCUCAUCUGCAGAAAAAGAGGCAAUCAAGGGUACAUACUCCAAAGUACUGGAUGCAUAUGGACUCUUAGGUGUUUUGCGGUUAAAUCUUGGUGAUACUAUGUUACAUUACCUGGUCCUAGUCACUGGAUGUAUGUCUGUUGGAAAAAUUCAAGAAUCUGAAGUUUUCCGAGUUACUUCCACUGAGUUUAUAUCACUGCGAAUCGAUUCUUCAGAUGAGGAUCGCAUUUCAGAAGUGCGGAAAGUUUUGAAUUCAGGAAACUUUUAUUUUGCAUGGUCUGCAUCUGGCAUCAGUUUAGAUUUGAGUCUUAAUGCGCAUCGUAGCAUGCAAGAACAGACAACUGAUAAUAGAUUUUUCUGGAAUCAGUCUUUGCAUUUGCAUCUCAAACACUAUGGUGUAAAUUGUGAUGACUGGUUAUUACGUCUUAUGUGUGGAGGAGUAGAAAUCAGAACAAUUUAUGCUGCUCAUAAACAGGCAAAGGCUUGCCUCAUUUCAAGAUUAAGCUGUGAACGAGCUGGGACCAGGUUUAAUGUCCGGGGAACAAAUGAUGAUGGUCAUGUUGCCAAUUUUGUAGAAACAGAACAGGUUGUGUACUUAGAUGACUCAGUUUCUUCCUUCAUACAAAUCCGAGGAUCUGUUCCAUUGUUCUGGGAGCAACCAGGGUUGCAAGUGGGAUCUCAUCGUGUCCGUAUGUCAAGGGGAUUUGAAGCCAAUGCACCUGCUUUUGACAGGCAUUUUAGAACACUUAAGAACUUAUAUGGUAAACAAAUAAUAGUAAAUUUGCUUGGAUCUAAGGAAGGUGAACAUAUGCUAAGUAAAGCUUUCCAGAGUCAUUUGAAAGCUUCUGAACAUGCUGCUGAUAUCCAGAUGGUGAAUUUUGACUAUCAUCAAAUGGUUAAGGGAGGAAAGGCAGAAAAAUUACAUAGUGUUCUUAAACCUCAAGUCCAGAAGUUUCUAGAUUAUGGAUUUUUUUAUUUCAAUGGAAGUGAAGUUCAAAGAUGCCAGAGUGGUACAGUUCGAACAAACUGCUUGGAUUGUCUUGAUAGAACAAAUAGUGUGCAGGCAUUUCUUGGCUUAGAGAUGCUAGCUAAACAGUUGGAAGCUCUUGGUUUAGCUGAAAAGCCUCAGUUGGUGACUCGCUUUCAAGAAGUUUUUCGGUCAAUGUGGUCCGUGAAUGGUGAUUCAAUCAGUAAGAUAUAUGCAGGAACUGGAGCUCUUGAAGGGAAAGCGAAGGCUGGAAAGUUAAAAGAUGGUGCUCGUUCUGUUACCCGAACAAUUCAGAAUAACUUCUUUGACAGCUCCAAGCAAGAGGCCAUUGAUGUUUUGCUACUGGGAAAUACUCUGAAUAGUGAUUUAGCUGACAAAGCUCGAGCACUUUUAACUACUGGAAGUUUGCGUGCAUCUUCUAAAGUACUAAAGAGCAUGUGUGAGAAUUUCUACAAAUAUUCAAAGCCCAAGAAAAUUCGAGUAUGUGUCGGAACCUGGAAUGUGAAUGGUGGGAAGCAAUUUCGCAGCAUAGCUUUUAAGAAUCAGACACUCACUGACUGGCUUCUUGAUGCACCCAAGUUAGCUGGCAUCCAGGAGUUUCAAGAUAAAAGAAGUAAGCCAACUGAUAUAUUUGCAAUUGGUUUUGAAGAAAUGGUAGAAUUGAAUGCUGGAAACAUUGUGAGUGCAAGCACAACAAAUCAGAAGCUCUGGGCUGUAGAACUUCAGAAGACAAUCUCCAGAGACAACAAGUAUGUGCUGCUGGCUUCUGAACAGUUGGUGGGCGUCUGUUUGUUUGUUUUUAUCAGACCACAGCAUGCUCCUUUUAUCAGGGAUGUUGCAGUUGAUACUGUGAAGACUGGAAUGGGAGGUGCAACUGGAAAUAAGGGAGCAGUUGCAAUCCGAAUGCUCUUCCAUACAACCAGCCUUUGCUUCGUCUGUAGCCACUUUGCUGCAGGGCAGUCACAAGUCAAAGAAAGAAAUGAAGAUUUUAUAGAAAUAGCACGAAAAUUGAGUUUUCCUAUGGGAAGGAUGCUGUUUUCCCAUGACUAUGUAUUUUGGUGUGGUGAUUUCAACUAUCGAAUCGAUCUCCCUAACGAAGAAGUUAAAGAGCUCAUAAGACAGCAAAAUUGGGAUUCUCUUAUAGCAGGAGAUCAACUUAUCAAUCAGAAAAAUGCUGGACAGAUUUUUAGAGGAUUUUUAGAAGGAAAGGUAACCUUUGCUCCGACAUAUAAGUAUGACUUGUUUUCUGACGACUAUGACACCAGUGAAAAGUGCCGCACCCCUGCAUGGACAGACCGUGUCCUUUGGAGAAGGAGGAAAUGGCCUUUUGAUAGAUCAGCUGAAGAUCUAGAUCUUCUAAAUGCUAGUUUUCAAGAUGAAAGCAAAAUUCUGUACACGUGGACUCCAGGCACUUUGCUGCACUAUGGAAGAGCUGAGCUGAAGACUUCUGACCACAGGCCUGUCGUUGCCCUGAUUGAUAUAGAUAUAUUUGAAGUUGAAGCUGAAGAGAGGCAAAACAUUUAUAAAGAAGUAAUUGCAGUUCAGGGUCCACCAGAUGGUACAGUAUUGGUCUCAAUCAAAAGUUCUUUACCAGAAAAUAAUUUUUUUGAUGAUGCCUUGAUUGAUGAGCUUCUGCAGCAGUUUGCAAGUUUUGGUGAAGUUAUACUUAUAAGAUUUGUAGAAGAUAAAAUGUGGGUUACAUUUUUGGAGGGAAGCUCUGCCUUGAAUGUUCUGAGCCUAAAUGGUAAAGAGUUAUUGAAUCGGACUAUAACUAUUGCUUUAAAAAGUCCAGACUGGAUCAAAAAUUUGGAAGAAGAAAUGAGUUUAGAGAAAAUUAGCAUUGCAUUGCCAUCAUCAACAAGCUCUACCCUGCUUGGUGAAGAUGCAGAGGUUGCAGCAGAUUUUGAUAUGGAAGGUGAUGUUGAUGACUAUAGUGCUGAAGUGGAGGAACUUCUUCCCCAGCAUCUCCAGCCAUCUUCAAGUUCCGGCCUUGGUACUUCCCCCAGCUCUUCACCCCGAACUAGUCCCUGCCAGUCACCUACGAUAUCAGAGGGUCCUGUACCUUCCCUUCCCAUCAGACCAAGCCGAGCACCGUCAAGAACUCCUGGGCCUCCCAGUGCACAGAGUUCUCCUAUUGACGCGCAGCCAGCAACGCCGCUGCCGCAGAAAGACCCCGCCCAGCCCUUGGAGCCGAAGCGGCCGCCGCCGCCCCGCCCGGUCGCCCCUCCCACACGCCCGGCUCCCCCACAGAGACCUCCUCCGCCUUCAGGGGCUAGGAGUCCUGCACCCACUAGAAAGGAAUUUGGAGGUAUUGGAGCCCCUCCCAGUCCUGGGGUAGCUAGGAGAGAGAUGGAAGCACCCAAAAGCCCUGGAACAACAAGGAAAGAUAAUAUAGGACGCAGUCAGCCUUCACCUCAAGCAGGACUUGCAGGCCCAGGACCUGCUGGAUACAGUACAGCCAGACCGACGAUUCCUCCUCGUGCUGGAGUUAUCAGUGCCCCACAGAGCCACGCGCGGGCAUCUGCUGGAAGACUGACUCCUGAAAGCCAAAGCAAAACAUCAGAAACGUCGAAAGGUUCAACUUUCCUUCCUGAACCACUGAAGCCUCAGGCUGCUUUUCCUCCGCAGUCUUCUUUGCCCCCGCCUGCUCAAAGGUUGCAAGAGCCUCUUGUCCCUGUGGCAGCACCUAUGCCUCAGUCUGGCCCCCAGCCAAAUUUGGAAACCCCACCACAACCACCACCUCGAAGCAGGUCAUCCCAUAGCUUGCCUUCAGAAGCUUCCUCACAACCGCAAGUAAAAACAAAUGGAAUCUCUGAUGGCAAAAGAGAAUCACCAUUAAAGAUUGACCCAUUUGAAGAUCUGUCAUUUAAUCUGCUUGCUGUAUCAAAGGCUCAGCUAUCUGUUCAAACGUCACCUGUUCCCACCCCAGACCCAAAGAGGUUGAUUCAGUUGCCUUCUGCAACGCAAAGUAAUGUUAAUACUUUGAGUUCUGUAAGUUGCAUGCCAACAAUGCCUCCAAUUCCAGCUCGGAGUCAAUCCCAGGAAAAUAUGCGAAGUUCUCCAAACCCAUUUAUUACUGGCUUGAUCAGGACAAAUCCUUUCAGUGACAGGACUGCUGCUCCUGGAAACCCAUUUAGAGCCAAGUCUGAAGAAUCAGAGGCAACUUCAUGGUUCUCCAAAGAACAGCCCGUUACUAUCAGUCCUUUCCCUUCUCUGCAGCCUCUUGGUCAUAACAAAAGCAGGGCUUCAUCUUCACUUGAUGGCUUUAAGGACAGUUUUGAUCUACAGGACCAGUCUACAUUAAAAAUCAGCAACCCAAAAGGAUGGGUAACCUUCGAGGAAGAAGAGGAUUUUGGUGUGAAAGGGAAGUCAAAGUCAGCUUGUUCAGACUUACUGGGUUAUCAGCCAAGUUCAUUUUCUGGCUCCAACCUGACAUUGAAUGACGACUGGAAUAAAGGUACAAAUGUCUCUUUCUGUGUGUUGCCGUCAAGAAGACCUCCUCCACCUCCUGUCCCUCUGCUCCCGCCCGGCACCAGCCCUCCAGUAGAUCCUUUCACGACCUUGGCCUCUAAGGCUUCACCCACACUGGACUUUACAGAAAGAUAACGCCAUGCAAUAGAAAACAGUGGGUACUUGCUUUUGGCAGGAUAGAGCCAAGAGAAUUGGGCAUUAGUAUUUCAUUAUGUGCAAUAAGUCAUUGUAAGUGCACUGAUAUCUUCACAAAACACCACUAUUUGAUGUGUACAGAGUUGGACUAUGUGUAUAUUGGAAAUAAGGAAAAACCCUUCUCAUUGUUAACUGGAGUUUUGAUGUAUUUCUCUUCGGAUGAAUAGGAGACAGUAGUAGCCAUAAAAAGUACUUAAAACUACUUUAGAAAACAGUCCUUAUUCAGAAACUUUUCGGUCAGUCUUCUGAAGAAUCUCAAAAAGCCCACCCAACUUUCAGCUGACAUUUCCACCAGCCCUCUCAUACUUGUUAACAAUUGGUAUCUAUGAGUAUUUACCAAAGAGCUGCCAAGGUUACAGUGAACAGAGUUUUGAAAGGCAUUGCUUUAAAGGAAAAAAGUAUAGGUAUGUGUACAUAUAUAAUACAUACAAACACAUGUACUUCUGUAUACAUUUACGUAUUUUUACAAUUCAUACUUUAAUUUCUAGGCUAUAACUCAGACCAAAUUAUACCUAAAGGUUCCAACAAAGUCCCUUUUUCAAUAUCACAUUACCAAAAAGAUGGCUGCAAAUGUAAUUUGGACCUUUCAUUAAUUUUGUUUUCAAAACUAGAAUAAUCUCACCACAGAAUCAGAAUUUUCUACCGUUCCACACCCAACCCCUUCAAAUACACACAACCUUGUUACUUUUCACUCCAGCACCUUCAUACGCUUUUCUCCAGGAGGAGGUUCUUACAGCUGGAAACAGCCUAUUUUGUGGUCACUGUCAAGUGGAUGGAUAUUCUAGCGCUCCCAAAAAAGCACUAUGGCCUUAUAUGCAGGGAAGGCACAUACCACCAAGUUCAAUGAGAAAUAGUAGAGCUAACCGUACUCUCUUCUCUGCGUACGUUCGAGUAUACGUUGCCCAUAUCCCUCCCAUAUUUUCUUUUUGCUGCUUUUGCUCUGGAACUUUGCUUUUAGCAGGGAAAGCAGCCGUCCCCUGAGUGCUUUGAAUUGGGAAUAUACCCAGUGUGUGUUCUCCCCUCUCUUAUGAGGCUACAUAACACAUCUAUGAUGCUGCUUUAAGUUUUUAGAGGCUAUACCUCAAAGUAGCUGCGGAUUUUGUCUCCUGCACUGCCAAUAUGCAACUGAUCCCGCUUUUAUUAAUUUUUUGAAGAAGUAUACAGAAUUUUUACAGAAUGUGGUAUUUUGAUAUCAUUAAGUAAACCAAUCAGAAAACUCCUUGAGCAAUAGUUGUUUCUUUGUCAGUUUCAGUUACAAUCAUCUUUACCCAUUAAGACUUACAUUAACAUUCCUUUUAUAUAAAGAGUUGUAUAUGUCCACCUAAAUUCCUAUGUCCACACUUAACCUUUAAAGAUGUACAUUGAGGGAAUAUCAAAAAAUAGCGUUCAUGGCUACGAAUAUGUAGAAUGUUAAAAGCACAGCAAACUGCACUGCACUUAUGACAUAAAGCAAAUCUAUUAGGAAAAAAAGCAUUUUUCUAAAUGCUCAAAUGUUAUCAAAAUACUAUAUUUAUAGAAGUAAUCUUCUCUGUUAACAGCCAAGAUUUGCUGUUAGAAAUAACUCUUGUGAGUUUUAUAUUGUGCUUUUUGGAGGUUCUAAUCAUUUCAGCAGUAGCGUCUUAAACAGCAGUAUUACUAUAAGCAGUUGCUUCAAAAUGUGAAUUAACUUGUUGAAACUGUGGCUUUAACAUCCAUGUGACUAGUGUAUUUGGUAUUUGCUCUCCAUUAGCAAAAUAAUUCAUUGUUAGGUAAACUUCACUAGUGCAAAUUGCAGAUCUGUGAGCAAUGUUUCCUAUUGGAUAUAAACUACUGUCUAAAAUAUACAUAUCAGCAGCCCAGCCUUUAUCAGGAAAAUUAUACUUGGCAAGUUGCUGAAAAUGCACAAAGUUAUGAAAGUUAAAGGUAUGCUGCAAAUAACUAGCCAUUAUUCUGUGUAUUAUUAAAUAUUUACUAGUUCUGUUAAAAGCAGAGCAGAAGUUAGACACUAAGGAUCUCUUUGUGAACUCUGUGUUCUCUAUAUUAGAUUGCUGUUUAUAUGUAAGAAUUUUAUUGCUUAUGUGGCAUACAAUAUUUAUAACUAUAAACUUUAUAGAAGUACAGUAUUAAAGUCAGUGGUACACAGACAUUCUGUACAUAUCCUGUGAAACGUGCUGUCAUAUGAAAUAAAUAUAUCUGUCUUUAC
Molecule: messenger RNA, 8590 nt
Organism: Pan troglodytes (chimpanzee)
Lineage: Eukaryota; Metazoa; Chordata; Mammalia; Primates; Hominidae
Gene: SYNJ1
Product: synaptojanin 1
Exons: 31
Coding region: 1519-6348 (1609 amino acids)
Biological process (GO): phosphatidylinositol dephosphorylation; synaptic vesicle endocytosis
Cellular component (GO): presynapse; perinuclear region of cytoplasm
Molecular function (GO): phosphatidylinositol-4,5-bisphosphate 5-phosphatase activity; SH3 domain binding; RNA binding
Source: RefSeq, a predicted model, not a curated record